Messenger RNA from Habropoda laboriosa, 2730 nucleotides. RefSeq lists its product as uncharacterized. Gene Ontology annotation, cellular component: extracellular region. NCBI's taxonomy places the organism in Eukaryota, Metazoa, Arthropoda, Insecta, Hymenoptera, Apidae. The record is from RefSeq and is a predicted model, not a curated record. Bases 1 to 2475 code for a protein of 824 amino acids. Gene Ontology annotation, biological process: carbohydrate metabolic process. Gene Ontology annotation, molecular function: chitin binding; hydrolase activity, acting on carbon-nitrogen (but not peptide) bonds. The transcript has 16 exons.
AUGAUCGUCGUUAACAGCGUGUUGCUCCUGCUGGCGGUCAUGUCGAGAGUGGAAUGUCAACGAAACAUCCCGAGAAACGCCAGGGCGAGCAGGAACGAGGCAGCUUUGGAAUUCGAGUGCCCGGAGGAGUUCGGAUACUACCCUCAUCCGCGCGACUGCACGCAAUACUACGUCUGCGUGUUUGGCGGUGCGUUGCUCGAGUCCUGCACGGGGGGAUUGAUGUACAGCCACGAGUUGCAGACAUGCGAUUGGCCACGUAACGUAGGCUGCCCCGAAGGCGGAUCUCCCAGUAAGGAAACCGAAGACGAUCCGCUGCUGGAGAGAUCGGCGAAGAUCGAGACCCUGCAGGAGCAGCAGCAGCAGCAGCAGCAGCAACAGAGGCCGCAACAGCAACAGAGGCGUGAACAGCAACAGCCUCGUCCUAUUCAGAGGCAGCCUGUUGUGACCACCACGUCGGUCCCUGUGCCGCAGAUCACCGAAAAGCAGAUUCGCCAGAGGCAACAGGUCAGGAAUUAUCACGAGGACGAGUACGAACCAGCUACGGAAGUGGAAAGCGACAGACAGCAGAGAGUGUACAGAGGGCAACCUUCGACGAUUGGUCAAGUGCAGAGGGACAGGGAUGGUCUGAGAAGGAACGUGAUUUCGGAAAGGGAGAAGGAGAGCCUGCUGAGUACGCGUGCCCAAACGGAAGCCCACUACAGGACACAAGUACCAUCCUCCGAGUCACCGAGAGUCGCCAAGAUCCUCGCGUCCACAGUCGCCCCGGUGAUCUCCAAGUCCUACUACAGCGAUCCAGACCAGAGCUACCCUUAUUACACGAUCUACGACGACGACGUGUCCAUCUACAAGGACGACGAUUACAACCAAUACACCGUGAACCAAACGGUGGCGGUGCAGCCGAGUGUUAAAAUCAGCGAGGUGAACACUAAGCAGUAUCAAAAGCCGAAGAAGGUCGCGGUGAACGAAGCGGACAAGUACAACUUGAACCAAGACGUGACGGCACAGGACUACGAUAUCUACGAGAAUCAGGCGCAGCUGAACAAGAACAAGUUCCGCAUUACCGAUGGCCAGUCGUUCAGACCGAACGUGCUCAGCCACCCUGUCGUCCACGUGACCACGCCAAACGCUAUCGUGGACACGUUCAUCCCGUUGACGACGACCACGCAGCCUCCGUCCACCACCAGCAGGCCUUACACGGUCAAUGCACCCAGCCGGGGUCGUCCGCAACAGGUCCAUCGUGGCACAGCACCGCCCCGGUCGCGGCCAACCUUGAAGCCGUCCACGGAGAUCGUGUCGAAAGCGCAGGAGUUCGUCGACAUCUACAGGUAUCCUCCGUUGAGGCCAUCGCCGAUUUAUCCGACUCCUCAGGUCGACAAACCGGCGGCAAAGUGUCGCAAGGACGUCUGCCUGCUUCCUGAUUGCAGUUGCGGCGGUGCAGACAUUCCAGGUGACUACCUUCCGGAGGAGAUACCGCAAAUCGUCCUCCUGACGUUCGACGAUUCGGUGAACGACCUGAACAAGGGUCUCUACGCCGAUCUGUUCGAGAAGGGACGGAAAAACCCGAACGGCUGUCCCAUCUCGGCAACGUUCUACGUCUCCCACGAGUGGACAGACUACAGCCAGGUCCAAAAUCUCUAUGCCACCGGUCAUGAGAUUGCCUCCCACACGGUUUCGCACAGCUUCGGUGAGCAGUUCUCUCAUCGAAAAUGGGCGCGAGAAGUUGCCGGACAGCGUGAAAUCCUCUCGGCCUACGGAGGCGUCAAGCUCGAGGAUGUCAGAGGAAUGAGAGCUCCCUUCUUAUCGGUCGGCGGAAACAACAUGUUCAAAAUGCUGUGGGACACAAACUUCACCUACGACUCUUCCAUGCCGAUCUACGAGAAUCGACCACCGAGCUGGCCGUACACCUUGGACUACAAACUCUUCCACGACUGCAUGAUCCCUCCUUGUCCCACCAGGUCUUAUCCAGGCUUGUGGGAAGUUCCUAUGGUGAUGUGGCAGGACUUGAACGGAGGUAGAUGCUCUAUGGGAGACGCUUGCAGCAACCCACCGACUGCCGACGGCGUUUACAAGAUGCUGAUCAAGAACUUCGAGAGACACUACACUACCAACAGAGCACCGUUUGGACUGUUCUAUCACGCGGCCUGGUUCACCCAGCCUCACCAUAAGGAGGGAUUCAUUUCGUUCCUAGACACUAUCGUCGCGAUGGACGACGUGUGGAUCGUGACGAACUGGCAGGGAAUCCAGUGGGUCAGGAAUCCUACGCCACUUCCGUUGAUGCACACCUUUGAACCCUUUGGGUGCAACUAUCCGGACCGGCCGAAGAAGUGCAACAACCCGAAAGUCUGUAAUCUGUGGCACAAGAGCGGCGUGAGGUACAUGAAGACCUGCCAGACGUGUCCGGACAUCUAUCCGUGGACGGGCAAGACCGGAAUACGAAGCAGUCGCAUCGACAACGACGUCGAUGCGCACGAAUGAAGGAGGAAUGGAUCGGUGUUCCGUGCGAUCGAGGCCCACCCAGCCGGAGAGGAGGAGUGGUAGCGGCAAACGGAGGAGACGAAGCAACGUUUCUACAGCGAUACGAUUACUAAAUCCCGUCCAACGAAUGCCACGUGUAUCCAGGCCGAGUACGCCAGCGAAAUCUGAACGUAGAAAAAUCAGCCCUCUUUCCUCCAUCCAUCCCUCGCUUCCAAAACCUGCAUAUGGACCGAAAUCGCGGAGGAAUAAACGGCA